AUGCACGCGAUUAUGCUCCGUAAACUUGAUGGUUAUACACACAUGAUGUAACACUGUCCGCACACGAUUCAAUUCGCCGAACGAAGAGAUAUUGGAAUACAUGGAUUUAUAAUUUCUGUGCCUAUUUACUUGAAAAUAUUGCGAUUGGAGCUGUACUUUCCCGUCCGUUUUUUGUUCACUUCCGUACGCGUACUGCUUUAAUAGUGCGGAACAGAUCGGCUGUCAGAAUCGGAGUUUGUAGCGGGUGCCUGUGGCUGUUGUCUGGGAACAGAGUGUUAUCUGUGAAUGGCGUAAACGCUAUGAGUCUAUAGUUAACCAAUUCGACUUUGCGUUUAUUGUGUUUGAGUUAUUUAUUUCACGUACGUGGGACAACUAGCAACCGAUCUGCCGACACAUACACCGUACGCGCAACUGACAAAAUGGCUGCCAGUGGGCAGACUCUCGUACACUAUCAUGUUUACUUCAGAACUGGUACAUCUUGAACCGUAGAAAGUAGUCUCCCGUACACUAAUAACACCCGCCUGGGUGUAUGGGUGGGUAUUUUAGGCUAGGUUUAUACAAUUUUCCUCGAAGUUGGUAUUUGAAUAGUAUUUGUUGCCUGCGAUCACCGCCAUAUUGAAUUCCUUAAAGGUCAGGGCGAUUACUGGGCCAGUUGCUACUUCCUGCACUGUUUACCGAUUUCUACGGAAUGUAUACAAGUUGUGAAAUUUUCGCGUAAAUGUGAUUAUUGCAAGACCAAAAAGUUAGCCUCGUUGUCAAUUCAACAAAGAAAAUUUAUAUUUGUUACCGAAAAAAUCGCCAAGUUUUAAAUAAUAUGAAAUGGCUUCUGUAAAAACGAGGGCAAGACCGUACAUGAGAGCGUAAGUUGAGUAGAGAGAAGUUAGGGGCAUUUAUUUUUUUUGUUUUCGUAAUAUGAAGCGAGACAAUACAGACAGAAAAAAUCGCCCCAAAACUGUCCCCAGUACGUACGUGGGCAACAGCCAACAAAUGCUACAAGAAAUAAGGGAAAGCUUGAAACACUUGCAGAUCCAACCCGAACAGAACCAGGACCUCUCCAGCAAAAAUCAAACACACCGAGCUGCUUCCUCAGAUAGCGGUAGUUCCCAAAUGGCAGCUCAACAAGGUGCAAGUGGAAGGCAGCAGAACAGGUUUGGUUCUCACCAGAAAGCACUAGCACAGAUCAAGAAUAGUUUGGAACCAUAUCAAACUGUAACACCAAAUGGACUUGACCCGUCGUCGGCCAAAUAUGCUGCCAUGUUGCAAGAUAUGGCAGCUCUAGGAAUAAAUGAGGAUAUGGCUUCAAAGGCACUCAAAAUAUGCAAUUACAAAAGUGUGGAUGAUGCAGUGGACAUAAUUAGAAGAAUACAGAUGAGUGCCAAAAAUGAUUUACUAAGAGGAGGACUGCCAAACGGUUCUCCUACAGUUUCUAGUACUACAGGGUACCCAGUCAAUAGAAAGCCAAGUUUUGAAGAGAGGCCACGGGGAAGUCCGCUACCCUCCAGUGGAGAUUCACAAAGCUACCGAUCUGAUAGUCCAUCAAUUCGCAGUGAUCAGUCCACAUCUCAAAAUAGAUCCUAUCCGUAUUUUCCUGACCCACCAAGGAUUAUUUCAACACCGCCAACAAAUUUGGGAGUAACUAGACAAUGUUCCCCAAGUGGACGGUUGACUCCUCCACGGGGACAAACACCACCUCCCAUGCAACGAGGACAAACGCCACCACCAAUAAACAGAGGACAUACCCCUCCCCCCUCUGAGUUUAGGACAAUACAACAGUUGCAACAACAGUUCAGUCAACAGCCUUAUUCAUUGGGAGCUGGGCAUGUACAGCAGAUGGUGCGAGGAAUUUCGCCAGUGCCGCAGGCAUGGUCGCAAACAUCGAGUACAGCAUCGUCGUCAUCGGGAAUGUCCACGGCAUCAUCAGGUGCGCCUAAUUUUCAACAAAGGAGUGCCUUUAAUUCAACACCAGUCGGUCGCCCACCUGUUAUAAUGGCAGUCCCCACAGCAACUAGAACUGUAUUUCAAACUGAAAAAAUGUUUACUCCUAAUUUACAGGGUGGCAAUGGACAAUUUCAGCCAAAUCCACAAUUGACUCUCCCAUCCAAUGUGUCGCCGCAGCCACAUGUGAUUCAGAAUCAGAGAACCAUUCAGACUACUACACAGACUGUAACCACCCAACAGACUGUGCGGAACAAUCAACAAUACGAGAGUUCGAUCCUUAUACAACCCCCACAGUCGCAGCAACAUGUCAAAACACAAUUGAUCCACCCACAGAAUCAACAUUCACCGUACCAAUCUCUGUCAAUGCAUUCUAAUACCAGUAGUUCCAGUUCACGGCAACCCCUUCCUCCUCCCAGCUAUAUGCAAGCAACACAGUUGCAAAAUCCCCAGCAGCAGCAGCCACCUCCACCCCCUCCUCAAAACUUGGACAACAUCCCAAAUCAAGUGUAUACACAGGUUUCUGCUGGGGUGAACCCGCAAUACAAUUUUCCUAGAAUAAUGACAACUGCGGCUGUGGCGGGAACAACUGCAUCUCAAGUUAGUCCACAGAAUAUAGGCACCAUCCAUCCCCCGAUGCAACUACAAUUGCAGCCCCCUCCACCACAAAUGCAGCCACCAGCCCACGGAACAAAUUUGUCACAGCAGAAUUCAAAUGAACAAUAUCGUAGCACCGCACAUAUAUUAAUUUCUCCUGCUGCUAGUUCGGCACAGUCCCCGCCCCUGCCCCAGUCGCAGAUGCAGCCCCAACCCCAACCCCAACCAGUUCACUCAGCGGCUACUGCAAUAAUAAGUGCUGCACUACGGAGGGCACCACCGCCAAGCUAUGAAGAAAGUCAACAGUACAAGCAGCAGCUCGCCAGUCAACAGUUGCAGCAGCAAUCACGGGCACCCAUCCCGCAGAAUAUGUUCUAUAACGAAAAUGACAGUAAUUUGUUUCAAUCAAAUGGGUCUGAUAACAGUCAGGAACAACAGCAACAAAAUAAAGUCACGAUUGUUAUACCAAAUAUGAAUCAACCGAACAGGCAAGGUCCAACUAUACAGCUUACGUUGGAGUCAUCCCCCAAUCAAACUGUCAAAACAACCUCCAAGGAAACCACAACAACAUCACAGACUGUAACUACUACAUUUAAGAAACAUGGAAUGAACCAAACGCCAGCACCUUCGGGUGCGCUUUCACCGGGAUCAUACUCACCAACACCUAUUAUGCAUUCAGUGAAAAGUACAUUAGUUCAAAAACCUGUAUUACAAACUGCUCAUGCCCCAGAUCAUCCGCAUCCGCCCUUGCAAAGGAGAUUAUCAUUAGAUAGUAUAAGUUUACCCAGCACUCACAGCAAUCAGAGCUGUCAUGGAUCAACACCCAGGUCAGAAUCUCCCAAUUUGCAAAGUUACUCACCGCUUACUAUCGCAGAAACGAACUCAACAGCGUCGGAUACGCCAAGUGAACCCCCGCCACCGUAUGAGGGAUAUGUGCAUCAUAAGAUUGAAUCUCCAGUUCCUGAAAGAAAAAAGAAACGUGACGAUUACUGCCGCGAGCUGAGGGUAAAAAGUUACUCCCCUCAAGCGUAUAAAUUUUAUAUGGAACAGCAUGUGGAAAAUGUACUGAAAUCUCACCAACAGAGAGUUCAUAGGAGAGUACAAUUAGAAACUGAAAUGGCCAAAGUCGGGCUUUCCGAGGAAGCGCAGGCCCAAAUGCGACGGAUGCUCAGUCAGAAAGAAUCCAAUUACAUUCGACUAAAGCGAGCGAAAAUGGAGAAAAACAUGUUCAAGAAGAUAAAAACUUUGGGUGUGGGGGCAUUUGGGGAGGUUGCCCUUGUUCAAAAAAAUGACACCAAUGCUUUGUAUGCGAUGAAAACUCUGCGAAAGUCGGAUGUCUUGCGGCGAAAUCAAGCUGCGCAUGUGAAAGCUGAGCGAGACAUUUUAGCAGAAGCUGAUAAUGAGUGGGUUGUUAAACUGUACUACUCAUUCCAAGACCGUGAUAAUUUAUACUUCAUCAUGGAUUACAUCCCAGGGGGAGAUCUAAUGAGUUUACUCAUCAAAUUUGGGAUCUUUGAGGAAGACCUAGCCAGGUUUUACAUUGCGGAACUUGUCCUUGCGAUUGAGAGUGUUCACCGGAUGGGAUUUAUUCACCGUGACAUAAAACCGGAUAACAUAUUGAUUGACAGAGAUGGACAUAUCAAAUUGACCGACUUUGGACUCUGUACUGGAUUCAGGUGGACGCACGACUCAAAGUAUUAUCAACCAGAUGGCCAUGCUCGGCAAGACAGUAUGGAUCCCUCACUAUGGGAAGGCUACGCUUACGACAUCACGGAAGAUAUGUCAAAACCAUUAGAAAGGAGGAAAUACAGACAGCAUCAGAAAGCGCACUCGUUAGUUGGAACGCCAAACUACAUUGCUCCUGAAGUCUUGAUGAAAACAGGUUAUCGACAGCUCUGUGAUUGGUGGAGUGUUGGUGUCAUACUGUAUGAAAUGUUAGUUGGACAACCCCCGUUUUUAGCACAAACACCAGCAGAAACACAACUUAAGGUAAUAAACUGGAACAGCACGCUGUUAAUUCCGAAAGCUGCUAACUUAUUAUUUGAAUCAGAAGAUCUCAUUUUGAGGCUUUGCACUGGACCUGAGAGAAGGCUCGGAAUGAAUGGUGCCGGAGAAAUUAAAGGACAUCCUUUCUUUAAGCAUGUAGAUUGGGACAAAGGACUUCGACAUACGGAUGCGCCGUAUAUACCAAAAAUACGACACCCUACUGAUACAUCAAACUUUGAUCCGGUGUCGCCGGAUAAACUACGGAACAGUUCAGAUAGUAAUGAUAGUGAUGAUAGAAGUUUCUGGGACUUUGACAAUGGCAAACAUCCAGAGCAUGCCUUCUACGAGUUUACAUUCCGGCGGUUCUUCGAUGACGGUGGCCAUCCGUUACCGCAGUGGAACUCAUUUGAAAGUGAAGACGACGGACCCAACCAAUCAAACAGUAGUAGUAGCGACAGUAUACACACCGUCAAAACCGAACAAGACAAACCAGUGUAUGUGUAGUCACGAACUAUGUUAAGUUUGUGUACCAUACCCGACAAAAAAGAAAUAAUAUUGAGCCAUGUAAACAUUAUUUUCUGCAGUGUCUGAACUUCUGUAUGCAACAGACGAUUAGAAUUAUAUGUACCGGUAUAUGACAUAGAAAUCUCAAAUUUGUUGGUUUUAGCCAAGAUUAUGUGUCGUACUGCGAUACGCCUCUCCAUAAAUGCCUAGCCGUGCUGCUAGUAAUAUCUCAUUACGGGUAAAUUUGAUUGGUUGAAUUAAAAUUCUAUUCCCAUUCAGAGCAGUCAUCUGGACAUCACUGAGAGAUUACAGGGAAUAAUUACUUGAAUGGGUAAUGAGAUUUUACUAGCAUCAAAGUUAGCCAUUUGUGGAGUGGUGUAUAGUAAGCAGUAUGUCAACUACCACAAAGAUGUGAUAAAUCCAGUACCCUCUCACUGUUUCAUUUCUAAGGAAAUUAUAUGUCAAUAUAUUCAUUUUAGCACUUGUUGCAUGCAAGGGAUUCUGGGAUACUGUGGAAUUCUGGGAUAGUUCAAAUGGAUGAAGACAGGAGACUUCAUCUUUUUUGAGAAGGGAUUUUAUUUGCAUUCCAAAAGCUGGUCUUUUGGGGCAAAAAAAAUGUUUUUUUUUAUUGAGCAAGAUGGUAUAUAUCCUUUGGGAAUUCGACUAUUUUUUUGUCGUUACUGCUGUCUAUAUCUGAUGGGAGAGUUCUGGGGUAAUUUUUUUUUUAUAAACUGUGCAUACUGUAUGCAAGUUUGGUGCAAAUAUUCGUGUUUGCUUUCGAUGUGUAAAUGGUGAAAUGUUCAUAGUUUAUUACAUGUUGUGAGUUUGUACAUAGGGACAUGUAAAUAGCGCUGGUGUACACAAGUUUAUAUCAGCCAAACGCCAGUCCAGAUAAUUUUAAACAAUUAUAGUAGAAAAUUUUGUUUUGCUACAAAGUUUAUGCAAAUACCAUUUUGGGCUAAAUAUUUUUUUUUUAUCCAUGUGUAGAACUCAUAAAAGAAUAUGCAAUGCUAGCGAGACGAGUAAUCGCAAGUUGUCACAUUCACAGACUUUGGGUGUAGCUGAAAAAGAAAGAUUUUAUCCAGAGGCUAUCGUUUUGUUACAAAAACAAUCAUGUUGGGGAGAAAUGCUGAUUCUAGCAUCCAAAUUUAUAGGAUUAUUUUACACAUUCAUGUUGCUUAUCACUCCUGUUUUGCAAAUCAUCCAUAAAGUUGUUUUCCUCCCACUACAUGUUACAUGUUGUUCCUCCCUCCUUAAUGUUACAAGGACUCCCAUUGUUUUCAACUGACAGACUGAACCAUUUUGUAGCUAUACGGGGGUGGAGCUUGGUAAAUUGAGGGAUAGUUGUGCCACUUUCAUGUUACAGUACAGAUUAUUUUUCACUACAAAAUAACUUUCCAAAAAUGAACUUGUUAUUUCUCUGUUGAAAAUCAGUUAAUAUCGAAAUCAAAAUAAAGUUAUUUCAAAGGGGGUUCUGCUGAUGACAGUUCUUAUCAAAAUCUUUUUGUUGGGAAAGUGUUUUUAAACUGUUUUGUUCACACAUUGGUGUGAUAGAUCUGUAACUUUCAUUUGAAGGAAAAGCAAUAAUUGUACUAAAUGUUUUUGCUGCUAUAAAUUUCCUGAUGAUUUUCCUGACCACUUGACAGUUACGAAAAUCUGUCUUGUGAAACUAAAUCAAUUUUACAGUAACAUUUUCUUGGUUUACCAGCUGUUUGAAAAAGAUUUCUCUGACUAACCACUCAGAUGGCAGUGUGGGAAAAAUAACUGAAAUUUUCACUAAAGAGUGUUGAAUUCGUACCGAUACCCAAAACAAAAACUAUUUAAAAUGUGGUACAGUGCAUCCAGUAAAAAGAUUUGAAAACCCUGUAUGUCGUACAUUCCACUGCCAAUGUUUUUAAACAUUUGAUGCAAACAUUUGUCCAAGGGGAUUCAUCCAAAUUAUAAAUCUAUUUCCAUCUACGUGUAAUUGUCACUUUUUUAACCGAUUUGACACAGAAAGGCUUCCUUGGAAGGUCAGUGAUCUUGUGAUCCUCCAUUUCAUUGUAUUGCAUGUAUUCAGUAUUGGUAGAUUGGCAGUCUGCAAGCUGUGACCAGUGGAAGUAACCACUCGCGUAUUUAGGUAAAGUACGCAGUAAGCACAUAUGGGAGGAGUAUUAGUAUUCUAUCUUCACAACUGCUGAAUGGGAUAAAAUUGAUAUAUUUAAUUUCGGAAUUAAGGUCAUACCCUUAAAUGAUUUAUUCAUGAAAGGCCCCUCUAUUCAAAACAUGGAAAUACGAGAACAUUUCUGGAGAAUGGCACCUACUCAACUGUAAACAUUCAAUCAGCCUGGUUGUAGCAUCUGCUCACUUACGAGGCUAUAGCGUGUGGCACAAGCAUGUCAGAUAUUUCUGAUUUGGUACAAGGAUGGUAUUAAAAUGCUUUUUCCUGGAAAUUGAACAAAGGAAUGUCAAAAUUCUAUGAAUAAAUUGUUGGAAACACUUAAAUUUCUGUGGUCCCCCUAAGCUGAUUAUGAAAAGGAGGUAUUACAGGUAGUCGUGCUUGUUUUGUGGUAGAUUUCCCACUAAGCAUUCAAUAUUGCUUUUGAGGUGCUCUAGUUGCAAGGAAAAACAAAUCAAGUAUAAACUGAAUAACAGCAAUUUGAAAUAUUCAUUUUCGCAAAACUGUAUAAUCACUGGUCUACAUGCUGAAACUCCUUUCUACCAAUAGAAUCAUGUCAUUCAAGUUCAUGCUAGUUAAUUAAUCUGUACCAACUAGUUCAAUUGAUUUAAGGGUAUUUGGGCUUGCUUAACUAGCAUGAAGGACUAUUACCGGUAAGUAGAUUAUUUCAGCAUUGGUUACUUGCAUUAACCAGUGGAAUUAAUAAAAGUUGACUUUCGUCAAGGUUGCUCCAAUUAUGAUUUCAAUAUUGACAAAGCUAAAUAUUUUGUGUCUUGUAUCCGAUGUGGAUUGAUGUUUUCUUUCCAGUCUUGACAUUGUAAACAAUGGUAACAUUCUGUGUAAAAUGGAAGGUAACUACAAUUCAGCAAUGUGGGGAAUACUUUAAAUAAACAAAAUAUUUGUAUUGA
This is a messenger RNA of Saccoglossus kowalevskii, 8088 nucleotides long. RefSeq names its product LATS serine/threonine protein kinase. Gene Ontology annotation, biological process: protein phosphorylation. Gene Ontology annotation, molecular function: ATP binding; protein serine/threonine kinase activity. Lineage: Eukaryota; Metazoa; Hemichordata; Enteropneusta; Harrimaniidae. The record is from RefSeq and is a predicted model, not a curated record.